Molecule: messenger RNA, 3096 nt
Organism: Diversispora eburnea
Lineage: Eukaryota; Fungi; Glomeromycota; Glomeromycetes; Diversisporales; Diversisporaceae
Source: the annotation of a GenBank genome assembly
AUGCCGCCAAAAGACGAAAUUAUUCCGGCUAUUCAAGAAGAAUUCCCAAAACUAAAUGUCGUAGUGAUUGGUCUUGGGAUGGUUGGGGUAUAUUUUAUUGAAAAAUUAAUAAGUUUUGAUACUCGAAAAAGGUUUAGAAUCGAAACUUUUAGUGAAGAACCAGUAGUGGCAUAUAACAGAGUCGGGUUGACUCAAUACUUUUCUCACCGGUCUGAAGAAAGAUUGUACAUGCAAACUCCUUCUUGGUAUGAGGAACAAGAUGUUACCGUUCACUUAGGUGAUAAAGCAGAAAGAAUUGAUCGUGAAAAUAAAAUUGUCUACUCAUCAAAAGGUCUUGCUGUACCUUAUGACUAUUGUGUCCUCGCCACCGGUUCUUAUGCCUGGAAACCUCCAAUGCCAAAUGUCAAUAGUUCUGGUGUAUUUGUUUAUCGUACUAUUGAAGAUUUGAAUAAGAUUAUUGCCUAUGCUGCCAAUUGUAAAAAAUCGGCUGUGAUUGGUGGCGGUUUACUUGGUCUUGAAGCCGCCAAGGCUUUACAUGAUCUUGGGUUAGAUCUAACUAUUGUGGAAGCUAGUCCUAUUUUAAUGCCUCGACAAUUGGAUAAAAAAGGAGCAAAAUUAUUACUUUCCGAAAUCGAAAAAUUGGGAAUCACUCAUGCCUUAGGUACACCACCUAAAGAAGUGGCUAUCGAUGAAAAUAAAACAAUAACAGGAUUGGUUUUUCCAGAUGGUAAAAUUCUAGAAUUAGAUAUGUUGGUAGUUGCUGCCGGAAUUCGUCCGCGUGAUGAAAUAGCUAGAAAUUCUGAUAUUAGUGUUCAUCAAAGAGGUGGUAUAUUCGUUGAUGACAAAUUACAAACCAAUGAUCCAAAUAUCUUCGCAAUUGGUGAAGUGGCUUUACACGGUGGAAUGAUUUAUGGUUUAGUAGCUCCUGGUUAUGAAAUGGCUGAAACUGUUGCUGCAAAUUUAGCAUCUGAAAAAUCGGAUAGAAAGUUUAAUGGCGGUGAUUUAUCGAGUAAACUCAAACUUAUGGGAGUUCAUGUUGCUAGUUUUGGAGAUUAUUUCGCAAAAGACGACGUGGCAAUGCAUCUCACUUACAAGGAUCCAUUUGGUUCAAUAUAUAAGAAAUUAUUGUUCUCCAAAGAUGGUAAAAAACUUUUAGGUGGAAUUUUAGUCGGUGAUACUGAUGAAUACGCCAAACUUCAUGCAUUAUCAAAAUCAAAGAAACCAUUGACCAUGGAACCUGGAGAACUUAUUCUUGGUUUAAAAUCUGGGCAAGCACCUGGUGCUGAUGACUUGCCUGACGAAGCUCAAAUUUGUUCUUGUAAUAACGUGUCUAAAGGUCAAAUUCGUGAUGCCAUCAGAACCAAAAACUGUCGCUCAACUGGUGAAGUCAAGUCUUGUACUAAAGCAGGUACUGGAUGCGGUGGAUGUCUUCCCGUGGUUACCGAAAUUUUGACGAACGAGUUGAAAUCAAUGGGCCAAAAAGUAACUAGUAGUCUGUGCCCUCAUUUCGAAUAUACACGUGUCGAACUCUUCCAAAUUAUCAAGAUUAAAAGGUUAAAGACUUUUAAGGAUAUCAUAGAAACUGCUGGUAAAAAAGGUUCGGUUGGUUGCGAAAUUUGCAAACCAGCUGUUGCUUCAAUUAUUGCGAGUCUGUGGAACGAACCUAUUCUUAAUCAUGCUACUAUACUUGACACGAAUGAUCGUUUCCUUGCCAAUAUUCAACGUGGUGGUUCUUAUUCUGUGGUUCCACGUGUUGCCGGAGGUGAAAUUACUCCCGAGAAACUCAUUGUAUUGGGUCAAGUCGCCAAAAGAUUUGGUUUAUAUACCAAGAUUACGGGUGGUCAACGUGUCGAUCUUUUUGGGGCUAACAAAUAUGAUCUUCCUGAUAUUUGGGAAGACCUUGUAAAUGCUGGUUUUGAAUCUGGUCAUGCUUACGGAAAAUCAUUAAGAACAGUCAAAUCUUGCGUCGGUUCAACGUGGUGUCGUUAUGGAAUUGGUGAUUCGGUAGGUUUCGCUAUUGAAAUUGAAAAUCGAUAUAAGGGUAUACGUUCUCCUCAUAAGAUUAAGGCUGCCGUUUCGGGUUGUGUCCGAGAAUGUGCUGAGGCUCAAGGAAAAGAUUUCGGUCUUAUCGCUACUGAUAAAGGAUUUAAUAUUUAUGUUUGUGGAAAUGGUGGUGCACAACCAAAACACGCAGCGGUGUUGGCAAAAGAUGUUCCAGAAGAAUUAUGUAUUAAAUAUUUGGAUCGAUUCCUAAUGUAUUAUAUUCAUACUGCUGAUAAAUUAACACGAACAGCGAGAUGGCUUGAGAAAAUGGAUGGUGGAAUUAAUUACCUUCGUUCUGUAGUUAUCGAUGACAAGCUUGGAAUAUGUAAAGAAUUAGAAGAAGACAUGUCACAUUUGAUCAAUACAUAUCACUGUGAAUGGACAGAAGUAGUCAAAGAUCCAAGCCGACGAGCUUACUUCAAACAAUUCUUGAACACGUCAGAAACCCAACCCGAAAUAGAACAUAUAAUAGAACGCGGUCAACGACGUCCAGCCGAUUGGCCCAAAGUAUUUCCAGAACCUUAUGAAAAACCAAAAGCUGAUCAUUUGAAUGAUAAAAAAUCAUGGGUUAAAAUAGCACCAAUAAAUUCAUUUCCUGAAGGUGGAGGUCAAGUUGUAAAAUAUGGAGAUACCCAAAUUGCCAUAUUUAAUGUAGGUGGAACGCGUUGGUAUGCAACACAAAAUAUGUGUCCACACAAGAGAGCUUUUGUACUUUCUAGUGGUAUGAUGGGUGAUGAUGCAAAUGGGACUGUACACGUUAGUUGCCCAAUGCAUAAGAAAAACUUUGCCCUCGAAACAGGGGAAUGUAUUUCCGGUGAUGUUGAUUUAAAACUUAUGACCUUUGAUAUUAAGACUGAAGAUAAUUACGUAUGGCUUGAACUUCCUCCAUCACAAGAAUUAGAUCGAUUACUUGGAACAAGUAAAUGGAUUGUCACUAGAAAGCACACUAAAAAAGAAAAAGAAUCACAGUCAGGCAUGAUAGAGAUUGUAGGAAGUACGGAAGCUGUUGGUUGUGGAGAUGUAGCAUGUGGAGAUACGAAACUUGAUUGGUAG